This is a messenger RNA of Podarcis muralis (Common wall lizard), 2234 nucleotides long. RefSeq names its product SLAM family member 8 (gene SLAMF8). Lineage: Eukaryota; Metazoa; Chordata; Lepidosauria; Squamata; Lacertidae. The record is from RefSeq and is a predicted model, not a curated record. Gene Ontology annotation, cellular component: membrane.
UGUGUGUGUGUGUGUGUGUGUGUUUCCUAAACCCAGAGGGAGGUCUCUGGCUACUGUGUCCAUGGGGCCUGGUCACAUGACCCCAAGGUCCACCCUGGGUGUCAUCCGAUGGCCAAGCCUACAAGAAGGGCGGGCAGGAGGAAGCCUCUCCCCAUCCUUGGCCAAGUUGCAGAAAAGGGAAGGAGAAGCUGGUGUCCCUGGCUGAGCUGUCCAGGCUCCUCACACGUUUUCCUUGGGGCUGAUCUCUCCACCGUGACACCAACAUGGAUCCAGCUGUUGCCUUCCUCCUCCUCGUCUUCACCUUCCAAGCUACAAGCGCAGACAGUCCUGCAGCGACCCACGCUGAAUUAGACCCCAAAGAUGUGGGGCACUCGGUCAGUCUUCCUGUCGUGAUUCCAAAAGGGACCAUUUUCUCGGGUCUCAUGUUGAGGUCUGUCGGCCCACCCAGCAAGGCCAUCGCUAUGUGGGAGCAAGGGAAGCCCGUCACGGUCCUAGACCCGAGGUAUUCCGAAAGGGUGUCUUUCCUGGAGGAGGAACCUGCCUUCCAAAUCCACAACCUCACCUUGGAAGACGGAGGAGGCUAUGACAUUUCGACGCUCACCCAGGAAGGCUCCAAGACGCUGAACCACUACACGCUCUUCGUCUUCCACAUCAACAUCACGGGAGAAAGGCUGCCCAACAGCUCCUGCAACCUCAAUUUGCUGUGUGAGGCUGGAGCUGGAGCCAAAGUUCGGGUGACCUACUCCUGGAAGAAUACAAUAACGGGGGACACGGCUUCUGACAAUGCCAGGCUGCACCUCACCUUGAACGCCAAGAACAAAGAUGACUCUUACACCUGCUCCGCGCAGGCCUUGGGGACUCAGAAAGCUUGGGAGGUCUUCCCCUAUGCUUCAUGCCCUCAAUCUGCAGCUGCAGGACUUUUUGCGGCCGGCCUGUUCUUCUUCCACGUUGCCAGAGCUGUUUUGGCACCUGCCCUCAUCACCAUCUUCAUGCUCCUGUGAAUAGCCAGUGGCUCUGCAGCUGCUUCCUGAGCGAAGUGUGGAAAUCCAGCCGCCGCCUCUCGUUUUCCAGUGCUCCCACUUCUCGUCCGCCCCUUGCUCUGGUUCCCCUUUGCAGUCAAACCUCGGUUGUCGAACGUAAUCCGCUCCAGAAGGCCGUUCGACUUACGACUGGGUGCAAGAAGUUCUUGCACUCAAGCGGAAGGUGCGUUGGACGUUCGGGUUCCGAAAAACGUUUGUAAACCAGAGCAUUUACUUCCCGGUUUUUGGCGAAACGUUUGAAAACGGAGCCGUUUGAGAACCAAGGUUUGACUGUAUCAGGAAAUGAGAGAGAGAGAGAGAAGAAGAAGUCUGAAUUAACAUUUGCUAAUUAUUCCCCGUGAUCAAGCUGGUUCCUCCCACCAUUCCUCUGCACCCAACCAGUCCCUGGCAGGGAGACACACCUCAAGAUCUGCUGAGAUUCCUGCACUGAAGGGGGUUGGACUAGAUGACCCCUGGGUUCCCUUCCAGCUCUGCAAUUCUGUGAUUCACGCAUGCUUCGGUGUUCCCAGGCAUCACAUUCCUACUUCCCAGUGCUGAUCCUCUGAAACCACUGCCUCAAUUUUGUCCCUAACCAAAGACCUCGGUAUAAGGAUGCUUCCUAGGUUCCUAUUUAAAUCAUCCCUUUGUGGAGAACCAUGAGGACUAGCGUCUUAUUUUUAGAACAAAGGCUGUAGCUCAGCGGUACAAGAAGCUGAAGGCUCCAUGUUUGACCCUCAACAGCAUCUCUAGCUAGGGCUGGUCUGGAACCCCAGAAAGCCAUUGCUGGUCAGGGUGGACCAACCUUCCCCAACCUGGUGCCCUCAAACUGGUGCUAAACUGCAGGCUGCUGGGAUCCUUCCUCAGGGUUCAAUCCCACGGCAGGCAGGGGGGCAAGGGUUGGCAGGCCUGGGCAUCCUACGAGGACCCACAUCCCCGCAGUUGGCAUGGGUGGAAACGAUCAGUCCAUUCCACUCUUCUCAGUUUCUUCAGUCUUAAAUUCAGUUCUCUGCUUUCCUUGCAGCAAUUUGCCAUUUUAUUUCUUGAAAAUCUUCAUGGAAAUUGGCCUGCCUUUCAAUGUGAAUUCCUCCUAACGGAGGCUGUAUUAAACUAAAAUACCUGGGUUUGGGGGGGUGUCCCCAACCCCCCCAGCCAUUCUUGCAUGUUAUUUCCCUGCUACAAUAUGUUAACAUGAAAGAACCCUUUCCCUUAAUAGAU